Messenger RNA from Lathyrus sativus (Indian pea), 1074 nucleotides. The record is from the annotation of a GenBank genome assembly. Lineage: Eukaryota; Viridiplantae; Streptophyta; Magnoliopsida; Fabales; Fabaceae.
AUGUUACAAUUCAGAUUGAGAAGACGGUCAUUUUUUCUAUUGGAACAACAAGGACAUUUGGCAAGCAGAAUAGCAAAUCUUGGAGAGCAAGAUCAAGAACAAGAACCUGAAAUAAGAAAAAUGUCUGAAAUACGAGAAGCUUAUAAAACAGUUGAACAAGAUCUAUUAAAGCUUCUCAGUUUCGUAGAGAUAAAUGUUGUUGGUUUGCGAAAGAUCUUGAAGAAGUUUGACAAACGAUUUGGCUAUAGAUUUACUGAUUAUUAUGUUAAAACUCGUGCAAAUCAUCCUUAUUCUCAGCUGCAGCAAGUGUUCAAGCAUGUGGGGUUAGGAGCUGUUGUUGAAGCCUUAUCUCGCAACCUUCAUGAUCUUCAAGAUCGUCAAGGAAGCUACUUAUCAAUUUACGAUCAGCCUACUUUUCCUCUUCAGGAUCCUUUCAUCAUUUCGGUAAAAGCAGCUGUGGAUAGGUUAACUCACUCAACCAAUUUCCUUGACUUUUUGGGGCAACAUGCACUCAUUAUGCAAGAAGAGCUGCCUGCACCUACUGAUGAGAAUGUUGAUGAGAGAUACUAUUUUACGUCUCUUGUUCUAAACUUGGUUAAGACAUUUUUGUAUAUGGUCAAUACAUAUAUCGUUGUCCCUACAGCAGAUGAUUACUCUAUGCACCUUGGGGCUGCACCGACGGUCUGUGGUAUUGUGAUCGGCGCAAUGGCCGUUGCUCAGCUAAUUUUCUCGAUAUAUUUCAGUGCAUGGUCAAAUAAAUCAUACUUCAGACCUCUUGUAUUCAGUAGCAUAAUUCUUUUUCUCGGGAAUACCCUGUAUGCCUUAGCGUACGAUUUUAAUUCAAUAUGGAUUCUCCUAAUUGGCCGUCUUUGCUGUGGAUUUGGUUCUGCCAGAGCUGUAAACCGGCGCUACAUCAGUGAUUGCGUGCCUUUGAAAAUCCGCAUAAAAGCAUCGGCAAGUUUUGUUAGUGCCAGCGCUCUUGGAAUGGCCUGUGGUCCCGCAUUAGCUGGCUUACUGCAGACGGAUUUUAAGAUUUACAAUCUUACAUUUAAUAAAGAUACUUUGCCAGGGUGA